AUGUCAUCGUCAGCGGGACUGGAAGUACGAUCAUUGUACAGAUCAUUAUUACGGACAUCGAGACAAUUCGCUGCAUACAACUUCAGGGAAUACGCGAAGAGGAGGACAAGAGAUGCGUUCAGGGAUAGUAAGACUGUGACAGACGAGAGGCAAAUACAGGAGCUUGUGCAGAAGGGCUUGAAAGAGCUGCAGAUAUUGAAGAGACAAACAGUGGUAUCUCAAUUCUUCCAGCUGGACAGGUUAGUGGUGGAAGGCGGCAAGACGGGAAAGCAGACCGGUGACAAAGGCGAUAUAACGCGGAAUCGGGAUAUGGGAUGGGAUUGA
Messenger RNA from Fulvia fulva, 324 nucleotides. RefSeq names its product LYR motif-containing protein 4. The coding region runs from base 1 to 324 and encodes 107 amino acids. Gene Ontology annotation, cellular component: mitochondrion; L-cysteine desulfurase complex. Gene Ontology annotation, biological process: iron-sulfur cluster assembly. The transcript has 3 exons. The record is from RefSeq and is a predicted model, not a curated record. Lineage: Eukaryota; Fungi; Ascomycota; Dothideomycetes; Mycosphaerellales; Mycosphaerellaceae.